Molecule: messenger RNA, 1568 nt
Organism: Tricharina praecox
Lineage: Eukaryota; Fungi; Ascomycota; Pezizomycetes; Pezizales; Pyronemataceae
Exons: 5
Coding region: 335-1402 (355 amino acids)
Biological process (GO): DNA repair
Source: RefSeq, a predicted model, not a curated record
AUUUGAUAGCUGAUCGCUUAGUUAUAGAUAUCACGAAGUGAUCGCGGCAGACUCGAGCAGCAGACGAGCUCGAGAUGAGAGGAUCAUAUGGCUAACAGGGGAGGUUUCUACUCGAGUAGUAGACCGCGUCCCAUCGACUUCGGACCCAGCCAUACUUUACUGAUACGUCAUUCUUGAUCGGGUUUCGCCACCUCUUUUAGCAAAUAUAACAUGGCUACAUGAAGAUACUUUCCUUCGUCUUAUAUACGUCAAUUACCUGGUGGCGUAGUGAACCCUUGCGUUGGCCAUGGAGACAGCCAUGGUGACGGCUUAAGAAGUGCAGACCGCCUACGACAUGCCGAGCGACGUGCAUCUGAACGGCCACAUCUUCUCCACCACGAACGCGCCCUCUACGAACAUGUCCAAACGUCAAAUAACCUCCUUCUUUGCUCCCGUAGCAAGCAAAAAGCAGCGUUUCGAUUUAACCUCCAAACUACCACCCUCAACGCACCCAAACUACCCGCAUCCCAUCACCUGUCUGCCGCCAGCACUUGUUUUCAGCUCGCGGCAAGGAGCGGAUGUCAACGAUGGCGGUUCAUCCAGCAACACUGCGGCAACAGACGAGAUUGCUCCUCUUGUUUUCAACGGCAAGCCAGACCUCGACAUGCUGCAUUAUCAGCCUUUCCUUCACAGAAGUCUAGCGCAAGAGCUAUAUACCUUCCUUCGCCGCGAGCUACCAUUUUAUCGAGUUACGUAUUCGAUCAAACGGGACGGAACGGAUACGGUAGUGAAUACGCCACGGUAUACAUCGCUAUUUGGCGUCGACGCAAUGUGUAUAUUCCACCCAGAGACUGGAACUCUGCUCGACGCGGAAAAGAAGCUCCCUAUCAAAUACGCCUACCCUGGCUGUAAUCCGCGACCGAUACCCCAGUGUUUACUUCCUUUACUUGAGUACACAGAAGCCCGCACCAACAGCAGUUACAAUUUCCUCCUCAUCAACUACUACUCGAACGGUGCCGACUCUAUAGCAUUUCACUCCGACGACGAGUCUUUCCUCGGCGAGAACCCUACCAUCGCAUCGUUAACUCUCGGUUCAACCCGUGAUUUCGUCAUGAAGCAUAAGACCGAACCUUCCCAAAAGCUGUCGCUUCCGCUGGCAUCGGGCGAUUUGGUGCUGAUGAAAGGUACCACACAGCCAAGGUGGCUGCAUUCCGUGCCGAAGAGGAAGCAUUCCGGGCCCAGGAUCAAUAUUACAUUCAGGUUUGUCAAGACGAGGAAGGGAACGGAGAAUUAUUACAGGUAUAAUGUUGGGACUGGGCCGGUGUAUCGGUGGGAUGAAGCUACCGGGGAGAUGAAGGUGUGGGAACGCGGGAAAGAGGAGGCUGUAUCUGAAGUCGACGCUUCCGUAAAGAAAGAGACCUGAUAAAUGGGGCUUUAUUUGCGGGCUAGAACCAAAGUGAGUAGCGGUGUGCACUCAUUCGAAGAGGUCUCUGCAUUCCAGACAUCGGAGGAAUGAUUAAGUGUGAUUCUUGAAGUUAUAUUUUAUAGAAAAGCCGCAAAUUUUCGUAUGCCUCCCCAUAAUUAUCAAC